Glycine soja is the source of this 2986-nucleotide messenger RNA. RefSeq names its product homeobox protein KNOX3-like. Lineage: Eukaryota; Viridiplantae; Streptophyta; Magnoliopsida; Fabales; Fabaceae. Gene Ontology annotation, molecular function: DNA binding. The transcript has 3 exons. The record is from RefSeq and is a predicted model, not a curated record. The coding region runs from base 2098 to 2556 and encodes 152 amino acids.
UAAAUACUUUAUUAUUCAACGAAGACGGUUUUAUAAAAAUCGUCUUAGAAGACUGACAUUCUAAGAUAGUUUUAAUAAAACUAUCUUAGAAGUGAAUGGUUGCGACUUCGAGCUUUAAAACCCUUUUUCCUUCGAAUUUUGCUAGACCCGUACUUGCCCACACUCACACACUCACAAACCCUAACCACGACACCACCACAUUCUUUCGCUUUCCCUUCCCUUCAGCCAUGCCCGAAUCAUGGGACCCACCACAUAACCGUCGUCGACCUCGUCACCUCCUUAGCUAUGCACCACUCAACACUGUGAACCUCGGUGCUACGUUGGGUAGACCCAAAAAACCCCACAUUCAUGAAAUCCUUAACGUACAUACCCACAUCGAGAUCCAUCUUCAAAAUCAGAUCUUUUGGCCGAACAUUUAAGUACGAGACAAACGUGCAACCCUUUGGAGGUUGAGGAAGCUGUCGGGGUUGUUGACGGUGGAGAAGUCCAGCGACAUGAUGAAUGCGAGGCCACCACAAACGGAGGAGGGGUUGAGGUUGGUGAUGGAGGGUAUACACAUUGGGGUCAUCUCCAGCCAUAAUGACGAGAAUCUUCUCCUUGUACACCUUAAUUGAUUCCUUGUUUGCAAAGUCACCCUGUUUCUCACCACUAACAACAUUUUCCAAGUCCCUUUCAGUGUUUUCUUCGUUCAGUAACUGACCAGAAAAUUUCCAGUAGGAGCAGGCUAAGAUCAAAAGCGCAAAGGCUAUAAGAUCGAGCAUUGUAGCCAGUCCUCCAAACAGGUAUAGAACCAGAGAGUGCCAUGUCGAGGAGUGUUGAGAAGGACUUGUUGUUAACGAUGAUGUGGUGGUUGUGGGUGCUAUUGUAGUUGAGGUUGUUGUGGGGAUGGUUCUCAUUUUGUUUUAGGUUAGAAAGUUGAAAAGUGUGUUUGUGUGAGUUAUUUGCCUUCUAUUUUAUGUCAUAGACUUGGCCCUAUUUUGUUGUUGCAGCAUAUAACUUGCAGGGUAAGGUGGUUUGUGGUAGGGUACCCCUUAACUCUUUAUAGUAUUGACCAAUUUCUAUCUAAUACAUCAUGUUAUUAACUCUCUUUUUAUUCAUUUUUUUUUAAAACUCUUCUUACAAAUUGAAAUCAUAAAUAAACAUAAUAAUAAUUUGGUAUUAUGUAAACCCAUUAGAUACAUUUGACACAGUCUCUUCCUUCUUAUCGGGGAUGUGGCAGACGGUGCUAUCAUUGUUAGAGAAGCUUGAGGUGUUAUAUUUGAUCCGUAAGUGACUUUAAUUAGAUGUUGUUGUUCUCAACAAGAUAAUAUGUUAUGUUGUUCUAGAGUGUUUGAAUUGUUAGGUAGUAAGUAUGCUAUUUUUUUUUACCUGCAUGGAUCUUCGUCUUGUGGGCAUUUAUGUAGAUAUCGUUGGAUGGGCAUGCAAUGUGGGAAGAAAUUUUAUGCGCUAUUGGCAGUCCUUUAUAUAUAUGCUUCAAAGAUUGAGGCUGAGUUACCAGUCAAUGAUGUUGAUAUAAGGCUGAGGCAAGCACAAGAAAUCAUAGAAGAACUACUCAAACCCAUGGUAUUUCCUUAUAGUUUUAAAGCUCUGAAUAUUACUUAUUAUUUUGCAUUAGCUAACUUGUUUUACAUGGAUGAAGUACAAUGGUUUGUAUGCCAAUUUAACAGGAAGCAUCUAGUUUGAUAAUGCAAACUUCAUGUCACUGUGCAUUUUGGAGGCAUGCCACAUAACUUAUUUAUAAUCAUUUAGUUAAAGUUAGAGUUUCACUUUAAUAAUAUACGUAAUACUGAAAAGUCUGUAUAAGAUAUUGGAGUGAAACUUUAAUUUUUAAUUUUUAAUUAGAGAAUUAUAUGAAAAGCAUGUAAAGAAUUGCGUCUAAAUUUUUUAGCAAGUCUCAUUUAUAGCCUCAAUGUCUCUUUAUCUCUUACAUGAGAUAGUGCAGCUGGCUAGAGAGGAUCCAAAUCAAUGAUUAAUGAGUAGAUACAUAUUAAUUAUGUUUGACACUUUUUGCUAAUCCAGUGGGGACAUGGACUCAAUGGUGUCUGUCACAACAACAAGAUAUGCCCUUGCACAGCUUAAGUUGUCAACUAAAAUACCAUGGUAUCUUUGGUAUGUCAAAAAUCAGAUGAAGUUACUGAAUCACCAGGAAAAUAUCGUAGUAGGAUGGAGAAAGAGGCAAUUGAGGGCAAGGGGAUGAAUGAAGUUCAAGAGCUAAAGGAUAACCUUCUACGUAGAUAUAGCGGUUAUAUUAUUAAUCUGAAGCAUGAAAUUUCCAAAAAGAAGAAGAAAGAAAAACUGCCAAAAGAAGCAAAGCAAAUCUUACUUGCAUGGUGGAAUAUUAACUGUAAAUGGCCAUACCCAACGAAGCAAGGGUCACACAAAGAAUGCAAAGCAAACAAUCUGCACGGUCAUAUAUUUGAUCCUUCACCACGUUGGUCGUCGACGAGGAGAUUCUUCACAUCAAGUCAUGGUGAAAAACGUACGUUGCGCAUGUGGCAAUACCCAAAGUCACGCAAUUUCUCUAUAUCAACAACAAAAUCUUGGACAAGCUAUUGACCUGGGUGACCACCUAUGCGCCUUAUGAUCUUAAAAUAGAUAACAUACGCUCCACAGUGUCGUCAGUGUGUUCUCCGUCAUUGCACUUGACACCUUCAGAACAUUGCUCAGCACUAGCCGCAUAUAUAUAUCUCCUCCCUUUCCCUUUACAAGGUUGCCUUCAGAAGAAUGCACAAAGGGAUUGGAUACUUUACUUUUCAUGUGGAAUAUAUUACUUGCCAUGAUGGAUUUGUGCCACUCUAUUUAAAAAGUAAUUUAUCUAACCAUUGGACAAACUUUCCCAUGGUGAGGGACUUCUUUUGGUCUCCAACCCUAGCCACCAUCUUCAUUAUGUACGAAAUCCUUGUAGUCAAGUAGACAAAGGACCCUGAAUUUCGUUAUACGUAGUUUUAAUUGAGAUAAUAAGUAUGCAUUCGAUCUUUUCUUGAAA